Messenger RNA from Echinops telfairi (small Madagascar hedgehog), 984 nucleotides. Its product is annotated as T-cell surface glycoprotein CD1b-like. Gene Ontology annotation, cellular component: external side of plasma membrane. Gene Ontology annotation, biological process: positive regulation of T cell mediated cytotoxicity; immune response; antigen processing and presentation, endogenous lipid antigen via MHC class Ib. The transcript is spliced from 5 exons. The record is from RefSeq and is a predicted model, not a curated record. Gene Ontology annotation, molecular function: lipopeptide binding; endogenous lipid antigen binding; exogenous lipid antigen binding. The coding region runs from base 1 to 984 and encodes 327 amino acids. Lineage: Eukaryota; Metazoa; Chordata; Mammalia; Afrosoricida; Tenrecidae.
AUGCUGCUUCUGCUGCUUUUAUUGCUGGCACUUCUCUUUCAAGGUGGCGACAAUAAGGAUGAUUUCCAGGGUCCGACCUCGUUCUACCUCAUCCAGAUAUCAUCCUUUCCCAAUAGCACCUGGGCACAAAACCAAGGCUCAGGCUGGUUGGAUGAUGUGCAGAUUCAUGGCUGGGAGAGCAACUCAGAAAAUGCUACUUUCCUGAAGCCCUGGUCCAAGGGCAAGUUCAGUGAUCAGGAGGUGACUGAACUGGUGGACAUAUUUCGAGUCUACCUGAUUGGAUUUAUUCGGGAAGUACGAGAUUUUGCCAGUGUAUUCCAGAUGGAAUAUCCGUUUGAGAUCCAGGGCAUAGCUGGUUGUGAGCUGUGUCAUGGGGAGGCCCCAGAAAGUUUCCUGAGGGGAGCUCUAGGAGGACUGGACUUCCUGAGCAUCCCGAAUUGUUCAUGUGUACCUGCUCCAGAGGGUGGCUGGAGGGCAAAGAAGUUUUGUGCAACAAUCAUUCAGUACCAAGGGAUCCUGGAAGCAAUAGGGAAACUCCUCUUUCUAGACUGCCCUCAAUUUCUCUUGGGUGUUCUUGAUGCAGGAAAGACAGCUCUACAACGGCAAGAAAAGCCUGUGGCCUGGCUGUCCAGGGGACCCACUCCUGGUCCUGACCGUCUGCUGCUGGUGUGCCGCGUCUCUGGAUUCUACCCGAAGCCUGUGUGGGUGACGUGGCUGAGGGGGGAGCAGGAGCAGCCUGGCUCUCGGCGAGGUGAUGUCCUGCCCAAUGCUGACGGGACCUGGUAUCUCCGAGUCACCCUGGACGUGGCAGCUGGGGAGGCUGCUGGCCUGUCCUGCCGAGUGAAGCACAGCAGUCUCGGUGGCCAGGACAUUGUCCUCUACUGGGGACAGCCCGUCUCCAUUGGCUUGAUCUGUCUGGUUAUAAUACUGCCACCCUUGCUCCUUUUCAUAGGCUUUGCAUUACGGUUUAUGAGGCACCGGUGA